Molecule: messenger RNA, 2178 nt
Organism: Haliotis rufescens (red abalone)
Lineage: Eukaryota; Metazoa; Mollusca; Gastropoda; Lepetellida; Haliotidae
Product: threonine aspartase 1-like
Exons: 13
Coding region: 97-1239 (380 amino acids)
Biological process (GO): protein maturation
Molecular function (GO): threonine-type endopeptidase activity
Source: RefSeq, a predicted model, not a curated record
CGAUGUUCCCACUUCCGGGUCCACGGCGGAAAAUAUGAAAGGAUUAGGUCUUGAUCGCGUGUUUUAUGACUGAUAUAUUCAAAUAGGAGAUUGGUAAUGGAGAAACAGAAAUCGUUCAUUGCAGUCCACGCAGGUGCUGGCUAUCAUUCAACAAACAAAGAAACAGAGUACAGAUCGGUGUGUAAGGAUGCAUGCAAACAGGCAAUGGAGAUUCUUCACAAGGAAGGGAAUGCAGUGGAAGCAGUCACCAAAGCCGUGUCAGUGUUGGAGGACUCCCCACUGACCAAUGCAGGCCUUGGGUCCAGCCUGACUCUCGAAGGGUGUGUGGAGUGUGAUGCCAGUGUCAUGGAUGGACGCACUCUCACAUCUGGAGCUGUCGGGUGUGUCAUGGAUGUGCAGAAUCCAGUGCAGGUUGCAGAGCGACUGGUCCAGACACAGGUACAGGGAGGUCUCUCUCAUGGCCGCAUACCCCCCAGCAUCCUAGUAGCUCAUGGCGCCAGGCAGUGGGCUGAUCAACAGGACAUCACUCUGACAGCAGACGCCGGCCAUGUAACAGAGUCGUCCCGAAGAACAUACUUGAAGUACAAGAGAAAGUUGGCCAAUCAGACAUCUACGUCAGGGAACAAGGAGACAGCUGAGGACACCACCCACAAAAGGAUGAAGACAGGAAAGGAUGAACUUGAGUGUGGUGAGUGCAGCGGUGUCCAGGAUACAGUCGGGUGUGUGUGUGUUGAUGGAGAGGGCAACAUGGCCGCCGCCUGCUCCAGUGGAGGGAUUUGGAUGAAGCACACAGGCAGGAUGGGACCUGCCGCUCAUUAUGGUGUUGGUUCCUGGGCCCACAAUGGCUGCUGCAACAAGACACCAGGUGUAGCGGUUGUCUCUUCAGGUGGUGGUGAACAUCUCAUCAAGACCUUCUUGGCCAAGACAUGUGCUGACAGGGUGCAGAAGGAACCCAAUGCAAGUCUAGCAGUCAGUUCUGCAUUCAAGGACAACUUUCUAGAGUCGGAGUUCCUGUCCCACGUGGAGGACAAACAUGGCGGUGUCCUGGUGUUGAAGCACCUCAUGGAGGACGACGGCUACAGAGAAGCUGAGGUUCUGUGGGCUCAUACUACAGACAGCAUGUGUGUAGGCUAUAUGCUGGAGACACACUCUAAACCAACGACUUUUAUAUCUCGACUUCCAGCAUCAUCACUCCCUGGAAAAUCUUUCGCAAUGGAGGGGAAGAACUUUAAACUUUGACCAAUCCAAGUGAAAGAUUCCAACGUACAAGCCUCUAGCUGUGAUAUUACAGACACAUCAUCCCACCUGCUGAAGCAACAUGAUCAUGAAUUAUGCUAAUACCACAUUAUGUUAAAACUGCUUUUGUUGAAAAAAGCAGCUAAGAAAUGUGUUGUAUUUUAUGCUGUUUGCACCUAAAUUGUAUUGCAUUUGUACAAAAAGGCCCAUGACUUAUAAGUACUGAAUAAAGUGAAGAACAGAACAUGAAUGAUAAUUGCUUCUUACGUGUACAAAAUAUAUUUGCUAUUCACUCUAAUCAUUGGUUGUUACCAUGGAUGUGAUAGUGCAGAGACUGGAAUGUGUGAAUGUUCAUAAAGAGAGUCUCUGCUCUCAGGUCUUGCUUUCCAGUUUAGCUCUCCACACAAUUAAUGCCAUGCGUGGAAACUAGGCAAUCUUAGCAGACAACAGGGUGUUUGCAGAGCCCAAGUCUAGUCCCCCCAAGAGAAUGCAUAUUGUCAAAGUUGGAGUAUUUGUGUUCUUACAGCAUUGGCAUGAAACAAGUAUUUCACUGUAUUCAUAUUGAUAAUAGGGUCUUGCAAUGACAGUAGUGUAUUAAACUUCAGAAUAUUUGGAAAGAUGUAAAAUUUAGAUUUUAUGUAACUUUGCCUAAGAUGGCUAUGAGCUGGACAAAUUAACAAAAAGUGAUAUUCAUGGUUUAAGUUUAAACUUUACAUUUUCUAAAUUCACGAGGAAUAUUAAAAUGUCAAUGUUCAAUCAUCAUUCAUGUUAAAGGUACCCGGUAUAUCCUUGGGUCAAUUAAAGAAUUAAUAUAUAUGUGGUAAUUUGUUGAUAGUGCUGAAAAUCUGUCUCCCACACACAAUGUGCAAAUCAGUCUUAUUGUUCAUUGUUGUUGAUAUUAAGUUCAUCAAAAGUUAUCUGUAUAAAAUGCCUUAAUUUCUU